This is a messenger RNA of Somion occarium, 297 nucleotides long. NCBI's taxonomy places the organism in Eukaryota, Fungi, Basidiomycota, Agaricomycetes, Polyporales, Cerrenaceae. The record is from the annotation of a GenBank genome assembly.
AUGGACAUCGCCGACCACGUCGCGCUGUCGUGCUCUGGCUGUGACUUAAGUAACACAUACAUCACUGACGCAUACCAGUUAAGUCUCUUCGGUAGCUUAUGGUUCACAGGCACCGCGGUCUCAGUCCCUUCUCCAUCGCGUGGACAUCAUGCGAACCCUUCUCCAACCCGAGCGAUAACCUCCGACCGCUUUGUUGAAGGACCUUUCGCGUGCCUUGGGCCUUCCUCACUAUUCCUGGCCGGUGAGAAGGAAGUACAAUCGUCUUGGUCGCUCCCUAUUGGUCCCUUCGAGACCUGA